Molecule: messenger RNA, 1020 nt
Organism: Perkinsus marinus ATCC 50983
Lineage: Eukaryota; Perkinsozoa; Perkinsida; Perkinsidae
Product: short-chain dehydrogenase, putative
Exons: 9
Coding region: 16-1020 (334 amino acids)
Cellular component (GO): membrane
Source: RefSeq, a predicted model, not a curated record
AGUUUUGAAUACUCUAUGUCCCCCUCCACCUAUCUUGAUGUCGACCCUAAGCUGGUUGACGUACUGAAGUUCGAAGGGAUCAACUUCAUUUUCACCUGGAUCGGAGCUCUCGUUAGACUGAUUCUAGAUGCAAUCAUGCUCGGUCUCCUCCCACUAGGAUACACCAUCUCCCGUGUAUGGGCACGUAUGCGACAACAAGCAGAGCCGCCUAAGGUUGUCUUGAUAACAGGAGCGGGUGGUGAAGGUCUCGGAGCUAUGCUCGCUUUACAAUACGCUGGACCAUCUACUCGUAAGAUCAUCCUAACUGAUGUCCAUAGAGAGUCGCUUGAGGCUGUGGCGGAGGCUUGCCGCGCCAAAGGUACAUCAGAAGUCGUGUUGGUCGAGGCAGAUGUUUGUGAUGAAUCUGCCAUGAGAGAACUGGCACGUGCUCAUUCUGAUGUCGAUCUGGUUAUCGCUAAUGCUGGAGUGUCUGCCCAUACAGUUCCAGGAGUUAGUGCUGAGAGACCAACACUGUCCGUGACUGAAUCAUCGUCGAAGGUUUUAAGCAUCAAUGUGUUAGGUGUUAUGAAUACGAUACUUCCCUUCGUCGAUCCGAUGUGCAAACGUCGUAGCGGGCAUCUAGUUAUAAUAUCGUCCAUGGGUUCGUAUCUACCAACUGCUGCAUCACCAGAAUACCACGCUAGCAAGGCUUGUGUCCGAGUUUAUGGGGAGUCUCUGAGGGUCCUCCUCCGAGGUACCGGAGUCGAUGUCACUGUUGUCUGUCCUGGAUUCGUGAAGACCCCAAUGACCGAUAUCGCUGCAAUGCGGCAUGUCCAUCCCCUCCCAUUGAUGGUGUCGGGCGAGGACGCAGCCCUCAAGUGUAAGCAAGGAAUCGAUGCUAACAUGGCCGUCGUCAACUUUCCGGCCCCUCUACUGUGGAUCACCGAGGCGGCAAUGAGCUGGCCUUCUACCAUUCGAGAACUGAUAAUCCCGUGUCCUCCUGGAACUCAACUCUCCAGACUGGCCAGACUUGAGGCGUAG